Messenger RNA from Ilex paraguariensis (yerba mate), 3174 nucleotides. The record is from the annotation of a GenBank genome assembly. Lineage: Eukaryota; Viridiplantae; Streptophyta; Magnoliopsida; Aquifoliales; Aquifoliaceae.
CUUUCCAUCUUCUCUCUACAUACACAAAAUACAGUUCCUUUUACAUAUAUUGCCUUGUCUUUGAUUUCUAGUAACUGAAACCCAGGACACGGACAAGCAAGACCGCCCGACAUAAUCCCCAAAAAAUCCAGAAAAUUUGUAAAAACUAGGGUUACAAAUACAGUUUGAUCUUGUGUGGGUGUGUAUGUAAAUCUAUAUUUAUAUAUAUAUGCAUAUUUGUUAGAGCUACAGAAAGAGAAUAUCUACUGAAUGUGAUAGUUAUGUAUGUUAUGGAGGUAGCAGAAAUUAUUCGAAAAUUAUUUCCACAAGUACUUUACUGGUUUUACCCUUCAUGUGAAAACUGUAACCCUACGUUGAUUUUACUAUUUUUUUUUUUAAGUUGCUUUCAAUUUAGUUAUCAAUCUCAUGUUGCUCAUAGAUGAAUUGUAAUUACUUCUGUGAUAAGAUUUUUUCUUUAAUGAUUUGAUGGGAAGGUUUUUGCGUUAUUACUGUUUUUGUAUAGUUGGACUCGGAAUUUAUAUGUUUUGAUUGUUCUCUUUUAGAUGUGAAACUGUUUAAUUGAGUGAGUUUUGGCAUUUAUUUCAAUGAUUGAUUUGCUAAUUGGGUUCUUUCCCUUUUGUAUACAUUUUUUCAGUUGUGUGCAUUGUACAUGCAGACAUUGUGCCACUUACCUUUAUUUCUGACUUACUGUGUACAUUAUGUGUCAUUCUCAUAUGUGUGCAAUGUAUGAUCAGAUGGUUGUGAUGUUUAAUCAUGUUUUCAGUUGGCUGCUCCAAUCAUGUUUGGCUUUUCAGGUUGUAGGUUAUUUAUGUACAGAGAAUAGCUUCAAAAUCAGAAUUUUCCUGUCAAAUUGCUUUGAAGAUAAGGAAAAAGCUGCUCUUCGGAAGAGAACAAUUUUCUGGAUGAUCUUCUGACAUUUUUGCAAUGUCAGGGUUACUUAAUUCCUCUCUGAAUGGAUCGGCUUCAAAUCUUUCGGAUGGCACUGGACGAUCUUUUGCUACAUCUUUCUCUGCUCAAUCUGGUACUAUUCAAGGAAUGCCUAACAUUCAUGGGAGCUUUAAUGUUCCUAACAUGCCAGGAGCCAAUGGGUCGAGAAGCUCUGCAACAAUUAAUGUUCCUUCAAGUGGGGUUCAACAACCUACCGGAAACCUUUCAAGUGGACGCUUUGCAUCAAACAAUCUUCAUGUUGGUUUGUCCCAGAUGUCUCAUGGCAGCUCACAUGGUCAUUCAGGGGUGACAAGUAGAGGUGGCUUGAAUGUUGUUGGAAGUCCUGGAUUUAGUAGUAGCACAAACGGAGUUGGUGGUUCUAUACCUGGGAUUCUUCCAACCUCUGCAGCAAUUGGUAACAGAAGUGCUACUCCAGGACUGGGAGUCUCUCCACUUAUGGGAAAUGCAGGUCCUAGGAUAACAAAUUCGAUGGGAAACAUCGUUGGUGGGGGCAAUAUUGGGAGAAGCAUGAGUUCUGGUGGAGGAUUAUCCAUGCCUGGUCUUGCUUCUCGCCUUAGUCUAACUGCCAAUAGUGGUUCUGGCAAUAUUAAUGUGCAAGGGCCAAAUAGAUUAAUGAGUGGUAUGCUCCAACAAGCUUCUCCGCAGCUGAUCUCUAUGCUGGGAAAUAACUAUCCUACUGCUGGUGGCCCACUAUCCCAAAACCAUGUCCAUGCGGUGAAUAAUCUGAGCUCUAUGGGAAUGUUGAACGAUGUAAACUCCAAUGAUGGUUCUCCAUUUGAUAUAAAUGAUUUUCCUCAGUUGACCAGCCGUCCCAAUUCUGCUGGUGGGCCUCCAGGACAAAUAGGUUCAUUGCGAAAACAAGGUCUUGGUGUUAAUCCUAUGAUGCAACAAAACCAGGAGUUCAGCAUCCAAAAUGAAGAUUUUCCGGCAUUACCAGGAUUUAAAGGUGGCAAUUCUGAUUUUGGUAUGGAGUUUCAUCAGAAAGAACAAAUUCAUGAAAACACUGUUACUAUGAUGCCUCAACACUUCUCAAUGGGGAGGUCGGCUGGAUUCAACAUGGGGGGAACAUAUUCAUCUCACCGCCCGCAGCAGCAACAACUACAACAACAUGCUUCUUCCGUCAGUAGCAGUGGCAUGUCCUAUUCAACCAUGAACAAUCAGGAUUUUCUCCAUUUACAUGGUUCAGAUAUGUUUCCAUCAUCGCAUUCAACAUAUCACUCACAGAGCGGAGGAACCCCGGGCAUAGGAUUGCGACCUCUUAACUCUCCUAAUACAGUUUCUGGUAUGGGGUCAUAUGACCAACUUAUUCAGCAGUAUCAACAACAUCAAAAUCAAUCCCAGUUUCGUCUUCAGCAAAUGUCUUCUGUAAAUCAUUCAUUUAGAGAUCAGGGCCUCAAGUCUAUGCAGCCUGCACAAGCUUCUCCGGACCCAUUUGGUUUGCUUGGUUUGUUAAGCGUGAUAAGAAUGAGCGAUCCUGACUUGACUUCCCUUGCACUUGGAAUUGAUUUGACCACACUCGGAUUGAACUUGAACUCAACGGAAAAUCUUCACAAGGCAUUUGGUUCCCCGUGGUCUGACGAGCCUGCCAAGGGAGAUCCAGAGUUCAAUGUGCCACAGUGUUAUUAUGCUAGACAACCACCAGCUCUCAAUCAAAGCUAUUUCUCAAAAUUCUCGUUGGACACCGUCUUCUAUGUUUUUUACAGCAUGCCAAAAGAUGAAGCACAGCUACAUGCUUCAGAUGAACUUUACAAUAGAGGCUGGUUCUAUCACAGAGAGCACCGGUUGUGGUUUUUGCGGGUUGCUGACAUGGAGCCUCUUGUUAAGACAGCUGCGUACGAGAGAGGAUCGUAUAUUUGUUUUGAUCCAAACACGUGGGAAACAAUCCGCAAGGAUAAUUUUGUUCUCCACUAUGAUAUGGUGGAAAAGAGACCAGCUUUACCUCGACAUCAAUGAAGUAUUCGUUGUUUACCUUGUAAAGCUCUGUUUAAAGUUAUUGGGUAGAAUGCAUGUCAGUUAGAAGCUUCAGUUUUCUUUUGAACUGUAAGCAAUAAUGUAUACAACUUGUCUCAGUUAUCAGCAAUUUUGUUUAUAGCCUCCUUUACAUGAAAUUUGGUUAUAUGCAACAGCUAUUUUACUGAUAGUAAGUAUACAUUUGUCCAAACAAUAGUGGGAAUUGUAGUGUGUUUGAUAGGGUAGAUGGAAAAAUCAAAGGAUGGCAAGUGGGAG